AAUAAUGUGCAGUGCAGUCGCGUUCACAGGAGCGCGAGGGCAGGUGUUACAGCGUCCCUCUCGCGCAGCUGCUCCACAAUCUCCAAAACACUGAUCGCGAAUACGGAUCCAAAGCAUACGAACCGUCCUCUCUUUCUUCUCCGCGACGCAGCGCAGCAUCAACCCGGCGCAUCCAGCCGACAUGGCCUCAUCCGUGAGCGGAGCAGAGGAAGUGCGCGUGUCGGCGUUGACGCCCCUGAAGUUGGUAGGUCUGGUGUGUGUUUUCCUCGCGCUGUGCCUGGAUGUCGGGGCCGUGCUGAGUCCGGCGUGGGUCACCGCGGAUGACCAGUACCACCUGUCCCUGUGGAAGUCGUGCUGGAAGACCGCUGCCUCCGCGACCUGGCGGUGCAACAGCACACUGGGGACCGACUGGCAGAUCGCCACAUUGGCUUUGCUGUUGGGUGGAGCGUUUCUUAUCCUCCUCUCCUUCCUGGUGGCCCUGGUGUCUGUUUGCAUUCGUUCCAGGAGACGCUUCUACCGACCGGUCGCGAUUAUGCUCUUCGCUGCAGUGGUCCUGCAGGCCUGCUGUCUGGUGCUGUAUCCCAUCAAGUUCAUCGAGACCAUCAGUUUGAGAAUAUACCAUGAGUUCAACUGGGGUUACGGUCUGGCCUGGGGAGCCACCAUCUUCUCCUUCGGCGGAGCCAUUCUCUACUGCCUGAACCCUAAGAACUACGAAGAUUAUUAUUAAGCCACACCCACAAUGCACUUCGAUGUCCCUCUUCACUGUUGUGAUAGCAGCUCAUGCACUGAACUGACACAAAGACCCUCAAAAUGCGGGGCGGACGCCGAGCUGAUAGAUCCAUAUUUUGAUUCUCCCUCAGAUUGCUCUAUCAUUCAAUUAAACCCUUUCAUCACACUCUUUUUCUUUUUCCGUCUGUCAUCUCUCUCUCUGCUCGUGCCAUUUUAACACCUCUGAUCAUCUUCUGACUGUCAGAAGAGCGUUUGACUCCAGAUGUCAGUCUCCGUUCGCAGGAGAGCUGCUAGUCUGUGAUGUAAUCAGCGGGGAAACCUCCAUCUGUGGUGGGAUCUGAAGCGAGGCAGACAGACGCCUGCAAGUCUGGCACCAUCAAACUUUGCCAUGAGAGACGCAGCAUUUGAGAUUUGAAAGAUGCACGAGAGAAGGUUUAAAGACAAAUUUAAAGUCUCUGGGAUGCGUCAGCACAUAAAAAAUAAACAAGCUGCGUCCGAAAUUGCAUACUUC
Molecule: messenger RNA, 1240 nt
Organism: Danio aesculapii
Lineage: Eukaryota; Metazoa; Chordata; Actinopteri; Cypriniformes; Danionidae
Gene: tmem47
Product: transmembrane protein 47
Exons: 3
Coding region: 182-727 (181 amino acids)
Biological process (GO): cell-cell adhesion
Cellular component (GO): membrane; cell-cell junction
Source: RefSeq, a predicted model, not a curated record